Xyrauchen texanus (razorback sucker) is the source of this 5228-nucleotide messenger RNA. It is a transcript of the gene fosb, whose product is annotated as FBJ murine osteosarcoma viral oncogene homolog B. NCBI's taxonomy places the organism in Eukaryota, Metazoa, Chordata, Actinopteri, Cypriniformes, Catostomidae. Bases 186 to 1424 code for a protein of 412 amino acids. Gene Ontology annotation, cellular component: nucleus. The transcript has 5 exons. Gene Ontology annotation, biological process: regulation of transcription by RNA polymerase II. Gene Ontology annotation, molecular function: RNA polymerase II cis-regulatory region sequence-specific DNA binding; DNA-binding transcription factor activity, RNA polymerase II-specific. The record is from RefSeq and is a predicted model, not a curated record.
AGAAGAGCUGCUGUCGAAACGCCGAUAACAUAUUUUACUCCCGUUUGUAAUAAACACAUUUCGGAUUAUUUUACGGAUUUAUAAAUGCACAUUUCAAAGGGAGCAUUACACACAUUUUUACGGAUUAUCCAUGGAGAGAUUGGAAUUUUGAAGUUUCCUCCAGCAGGAACUGGAUUGACGUCUUAAUGCAACUCUUUUGGAACGAGACUAAGGGCAUCUUGACAAAGACUCCAAGUAAAAAGUUUUACGGUGACAUCCCGUUCUCGCCGGGCACAGUAGGUGUUUCGGCUUCUCUCGGCUCCACUGGGGAGAUGUUUCAGGGGUUCCCCGGAGACCCCGAUACCGGCUCCCGUGGAAGCUCGUCUCCUUCUCUUGAAUCUCAGUACCUGUCGUCCGUGGAAUCCUUCGGGAGCCCGCCCACCACCGGCGCACCGCACGAGUGUGUUACUGCCACUGGUGGGGUAGGGGUGGGUGGAGGGUCAGCUGGCACCGGGGCAGGGGUGGACAUGCCCAGCUCAUUUGUACCCACAGUGACGGCCAUCACCACCAGCCAAGAUCUACAGUGGAUGGUGCAGCCCACUCUCAUCUCCUCCAUGGCGCCAGGGCAAAGCAGCACAGGCUCCAGCACCAUGAUGCAGCCUGUUGCCUUGGAUCCUUAUGACCUGCCAGGCACAAGCUAUUCUACUAGUGGAGGCUUCACCCCACCAAGCUGUGAUACUCCUGGUCCAGUGCGACAGUCUCGGAGCCGGCGCCGAACACGAGAUGAAACGCUGAACCCUGAGGAGGAUGAGAAAAGACGUGUUAGACGAGAGAGAAAUAAACUGGCUGCCGCUAAGUGUAGGAACCGUCGGCGUGAGCUCACAGACAGGUUACAGUCGGAGACAGACGUGUUGGAGGAGGAGAAGGCUGAGCUAGAGGCAGAGAUAUCUGAGCUGCAAAAGGAGAAGGAGCGUCUGGAGUUUGUCCUGGUUGCGCACCAGCCUGGCUGUAAAAUCCCCUAUCAGGACCAGCCGCCUGCGCAACUGCAGCAGACAUCCCCACAGACAGCUUCUGUCUCUGUGGUAGGCUUGACUGUGAAGGAGGACUCUUUCUACCUGCCACCCUCCUACUCGUCCCACCACCACCACGUCCCGGUAUCACAGCCCACGCCGACACAGCCAGUCCCAGCACUUCAGCAAGGGAUGAUGCAGGAGGUAGCCUUUUCUAGUUUUUUCUAUGGGCAGGGCCAGCCGGUGCCGGACGGCCCGUGCCUUGUUGCCGACGGUGGCGGUAACCCUGACGCCGGCAGCUACAUCCCCUCAUACACAUCUUCAUUUGUGUUCACCUACCCAGAGGGAGCCUGCGGGGUCAGCGCUAACCAACGAACCAGCAGCAGCGAUCAGUCCUCUGAUUCCCUGAACUCACCCUCGCUUCUUGCACUUUGAGAGCUCUGCAUCUCUCUGCCUCCGCUUCCCUAUUAACAAAAACACAAAUAUGCAUAAACAAAUUCUAAAUAUUGAAUUUGCAUUGUUCUGUUGCAGAUGAACUGGGCUCGACAACCCACGUUCAGCAAGGUUGUAUUAAUCUUUUACAACCUCAUACAUUAAGGCCCUGAUAUUUUAAAUUAAGAUGCGUUAGCAUCUGAAUGACUUCAUCAGAUUAUGUAAGUGUAUAUUAAUUCACAAUGAAUUCAGGCUUAAUAUCGAGAUGAGUCACUGGCCCAUGCACACAAACUCUCACACACUUAAAUUGUCAUUGGUUUGUGACACAUAACAAUGAAAACACAUUAGCACACUCCCCCUUGCUUCUAUAUUUUCUUGCUCCAGCUUACAUUGGUGUACCAUCUCCCUUCUCUCUCUAUCCAUGCCAGUUGCCUGCAGUGUAUUUGUCUAAGCAAAAAAGGCAGCAAUGAACUUCUGUGUCUUUUGUGGGUUUUGUUUUUAUUGGGCCAGAUUGCCUUGCUACACUUCUCUCUUCAUCCAGUUCAUCCACACAUCGUCUGAAUUCUAUGACAAAAAGACAUUGACAUUACUCUCUAGCUACCUAUCUAUCUCUUUAUUCUUCCUCCGUUGUCCAUCUCCACACCUGUUUCUCCUCUCUCCUGUCUCUAUGUACCUCUGAUUCUCUCUGAAGUCUUCAGCCCCCGAGAGCCCGUUGGACCCUGAAAGCCCAUGGAACCUUGAGUGAGUGCCAGCCCACCCCACCACCACAAACUCUCCUCGCAUGGACCGGCCUGCUGCACUGCAUAGUGGAACCUCAAAGCCUUUCACAAUGAGCAGAUAUUUUAAAACACCUUAACUAACCAGCGACAGCAUGCAGAUCAAACAACUGCACAUGCCAUCUCAGAUGCUACACAGGCUAAAGGGACGGGACACUUUAUAAUUCCUUAGUGCUGAGUAUUUUAUUAAAUGAGUGAAGACACAGUGUAGACUUUGGCAUGGCCAGCAAAGGAGCUUCAACAGGCAGGCGAUAAAAGAGGUCUUGGAGUCUGAAGGUAUGAGAUGGUUAGAAAUUAGAAUCUUAGUCUGUUGGAUUGAGUAUCCAUAUGACCUGCUCAGCAGUUGCACCACAUGUCAUCUCUUGCUGGUCCUCAUAUUUCUGAGAGCUUUGAUAAAAUGUUACACCCUUUCCACUUUAUUGAGAGAGUAAGAGGGGCUUUUUUUAAUGUUAAGUUCUGUGUUUCAAUGAUAGUAUUAACUCUGAAAAAAAAGAGGCUUUACAGAUGACUGCAAACAAGGGUGGCUCUUAUUGUUAUAGUGCCACCAUUAGUGUCAAUCAGUGACUGAUUGAAAAGAAAGAAAGACCAAAAAAAGACAAGAUAAUCUCUUGGUUUUGAAUGAGUGGCAUUUGUGCUUCUAAAAGUCCUUGACAUCAUCCUUGAGUUGUGGAUCUGGUUUAGCACAGCUCUAGGCUUUGAUUGUGAAUGGAAGUCACAGAGGACUACAUUUCCACUUUAUUUCUUUAAGGGGGUUGUUUAAGAGGGAAGAAAAAAGCACAAACGCUGGCUACAGACAAAAGGAAGAAGUGGAACAGUGCCCUAAACGCUGGGAUGUGCUUAUGAAUAUGAACCGUUUACUUUUCUGUGAUGUUUUGAGUUCCUGAUUUUUUUAUUAUGCUUUUUCUCUAUUGCUCUUGAUUGUGUCGUUGCUGCCAAUUGUAAACCCUUUGCUGAUCCUCACUGUAAAUGUUGUCUUACAGCAAUUAUCACAGUUAUUUUUUAUUAUGGCUAUUAUUAUUAUUUCAUAGUUAUCUCAUAUUGGCAACCUAAAAGGCAUGUUGUGCACUAUGAACCUUUUUAUGUUAUCACUUAUAUGUAAACUAUACAUUAUGUAUGCAUUUAUAUAUAUUUACAUAUUUAGUGUGUGUAUAUAUAUAUAUAUAUAUAUAUAUAUAUAUAUAUAUAUAUAUAUAUAUAUACACAAUGAUUGUAAUGUAAUGUAUGAAUGUUCAGAAAAUGUUAUUUUUGUCAAUGAAGAUACAAGGGAGAGCUUGAUGCACUUGGUUCUUGUUUAAACAUAUAUAUAUUUUUCUAUUAUAAAUAAUAAAUAAUAACAGUCCACAUUUCCCUUAAUAUGAAAAGCAUUCUCACUGCCUUUCAUACAAACUGUGUCAAAUGACUAUGAUGGUUUGUGGAUGCUGUCCACUGCUUUUUGCUGUGCUUGAUUUGUCAACAUGAGGUUGGUUUCACAGCCCAUCUUCAUCAACCCCUGUGGACAAAACACACUGGACGCAAAAAUAUCUAUCAAUGCAAAAUAAAUAAAAAUGCUAAAGAAAAAAAUACUGAAAUGGAUUGAUUGUCUCAAUGUAUACUUCAGCUGUGAAUUAAGCAUUGGUGUUGUAUUUCAUAUUGAUUUAUCAUGUCCAGUGUGCGCUGUCUACCCCUUUUGAGUGUGUGUAAUAUUCAGGGCUUGAUGGACAAAUUUAGGCCUGCCCUAUAUAUUCAAGCUAUGGACAUGAUCAGAAUAUUAUGCUUACCUACAUCAUACAUAGUUGCAAGUAUUUUUUUUUAAAACAGAUGAGGGCCAUUGUUCUUAAUGACUUUGUGUAUGAGAUGAAAAAGAUAAUAUCUGUACAGUUGUUUAAAUUGAAAUGCCUUUUCAUGUUACAUUUAUAUACACAAGUGCACCAUUGUUUUUGUGUCAAAUUAAGUCCAAUUUUAUAGGGUCAAAGAUGGAGAGAACUGUAGGACAACAGUCUGUCCAGUAGAGCCAUUUAAUGAAAUAAUGUUCUCAUUUAGUAGUGAAAACUGAAUUAUGACACCUCAAGAGCUGUGUCACGAAACUUAAUGAAGGUAGAACUGUAAUUUCACAAAGUUGGACAUUAUAUUAUAUCGAAAAUAAUUAUUUAACCAAUUUUGUGCAAUAUAGUUUCAUGCUAUAACAUUAUAUUGAUAUCAAAUCAACAUUUCUUUAUAGCAGUUGGUGCUUUUGUUACUCCUAUGCCAAAACAUAUUGUUACUGUAUCUUUGAUGAUAGACCUGACUCUGAUAUGAUUGCUCAAGGAUAUGUGAAGUGUUAGUUAAAUGAUACAGUAUCAGUGACUCUGUGGUCUUCCACUUUGCAAAAACUCUUUAUUAGACUAAAUUGCACAAUAAUGACUAUAAUGUUCUAGCUAUGAUCAUUCGAGGUAUUUUCAAAUUCACAGUGCUUUGAAUUGGCACAGUGGACUGCAAUAUAUCAGAUACUCUUCUAGGAGAACCAUGUAGCAAAUCAACAAAAUUGUGUGAUAAAGAACAGAGACAACUUGUUUUCUAGUUUGCCUAAUGUAUGGAUGGUAAUACAUUAUAAGGUUGUUAAAGUCUGUGCCUCCUUGCUCAGUGUGCAUACUUCGAUAGGUAGUAUCUUCUAAUGGACAGUGAUAUAUAGUGAUCAUGGUCUAGUGUUACAACCACUUGUUUCAGAUACAUGUUUGCCUUUUUUUUAAGUGAAAUUAAAGAAAGGUGUAAAUAAGGAACAUUGCAAAAUAUUUAAAACUGAAAAAUAUAGUGCUUUUCAAUACUAUGUGUCUUUGUAUAUUCUUGAUUAAGAACACAGAUGGCAGUCUGAGAGCUUUGAUGUCACAGCUAAGGAUACUCAUGAUUUCUUUAGAACACUGGUGAAUUAUACAACCUGCCAUUACUGCGUCUUUCUCCAAUUAAUUUCACUUCAUGUUAUAAUUGUAUCCCUUUAAUGAACAGAGAAGGACUUUUCAUAUUGUUACAUUGACUGUGAAAACUAGGUGUACUGUCCUAUCUUAAUAUCUUUGAAUGA